AUGUCGGGGCCAAGAAAUAAUCUGGAUGAACUCCGUCGCAAACAGCCAGGCGGCACUCCGUUACCGCGCCCACCACCCCAGCUCUUCAGCCACGAGAAGUCUACCAAGUUCAAGCCUGCCAAAUCCUUCAGCACACCUGAGCAUGUCACUGUGCGCAAGACAACUACGGUCCUUCCUGCUUUUUCUACACCCGGUUUUGGCAAGAGUAAACCCCCUCCACUCGCGCUUCCUUCCAAUGGAGACCACUCGUAUAUCAGCAUAUCUUCUACGGAUACCACUCCUCCCUCUGCCUCUGUGUCAAGUGUCCCCAGUAAACGUCUUUCCAUGGAUGCCCACAUAGAUCAAGAACAUACGGGGCCAUCAAAGCGUCCGAAAGUUGACACCACAUCGGACAAGGAGAAUAGAUUCAUCUCUGAUGUGAAGGGCAAGGCAAGAGAGCUCCCGUUGAAUCGGACAUUAGACUUCCACGCCCCAGACCCCAUCAAUCCAUCACCUAUCAGGCAUUCUGCUUCGAGAAUACUAGCCAACCCGCCACGACCAGCACUGGCAGUGACUCCUGCUGGGCCACCAUCGCGGAAUUUGCCAUUGGACUGGUCAGAUCUCAUUGGGAAAUCCGAAGCCGAUCUCAGCAUAAUCCUCAACAGUAACUUUGACCUGCGGGGUCUGAUAUCUGAUAGAAUGCUGAAACAUAAUACUGGCGAAGACCGCAGUCACGACAUCGUUUUACUCCAGCAUCUCGACAAACUGGCCGGAGACAGAAUUGUUUCGAUUUUAGCGUUCCGUUCCGCGGUGAACCGAGGUGACCAGCCCGUCCUUCCAUCCCCCUCAUGGUCCUCGCAGACUUCCACUCCCAGCACUGCGCAGCUUCGUCCUUCAGCUCUCCUUCCGAGCAAACAACCCUCGUUGACAAAUGAGGCGGUCCAGUCUUCUUCAACGACGUUAUAUGGCGGCGAAUACGGGAUUGGUUUUCCAGGCAGUAGCACGACUAUUGUGAAGCAGGUAGUUGGCACUGCUAGCGCUCCGCUUGACGACGUUGAACCUGGAAGCGACGAUUACUGGAAUGGACCGAAUGAUGAUAUAGUAGAUCUUUAUGAAGAUGUCCGACCUCUCCCUCUCCCGGCACCUGCUACACCGCCAUCAUCUCUUCCUCGCCAUACUGGUCAGGCCGCGACGUCCUCUUCCUCCACAGCACACAAUAGCGAGCUGACGAAGAACAAGUACUAUCCCGAGAUCAAGCGCAAGCUCUGGGAAGUAUUUGGUAUCAAUUCAUUCCGAAAGCAUCAGCUGGAAGCAAUCACUGCAGCCCUGUCUGGGCGCGACGUCUUUGUGUUGAUGCCUACAGGUGGCGGGAAAAGCUUGUGUUUUCAGCUCGCUGCGUUGUGUAAACCCGGAUCAACCACUUUUGUGAUCGGCCCCCUGAUAUCUCUCAUGAAGGAUCAGGCGGGUGCUCUCAAGAAGAGAGGCGUCGACGUCGUAGUGUUUGAAUCAAAUCGAGAUAACAAAGAAACUGCUGCGGACAUGGCGCGUCUCAAAACCAAGAAUAGACCGUGCUUGGCGUAUGUGACACCAGAGAGACUCCAGUUUAGUGCUGCGAUGAGGAAUACCAUGUCUAUGAUGUAUCAGAAUGAUGCGAUAGCGCUGUUCAGUGUCGAUGAGGCACAUUGUAUCUCCACGUGGGGAAGAGAUUUCCGAGACUCUUACAAAGCGCUCAACCUCUUGCGAAUCGAGUAUCCCAAAGUUCCGAUCAUGGCACUCACUGGGACAGCUCCUCCGGAAGCAGUCAACGAUAUUAUUGAUCGUCUCGGGAUGCCUAAUUGCCUCCGCUUGAUAGAAUCCCAUAAUCGCACGAAUUUGAACUACAUGGUUCGACAGAAACGGAAGGGUGGCGUUCUCGCAGACAUUGUCGAAUUCAUUCGAACCAACUAUAGUGGACAGACCGGUAUUAUCUACGCUACAAGUCGGAAGAAAUGCGAGGACAUUGCUGCAGAGUUGCAGAAUGUUCAUCACUUGUCGGCAUUCCCCUACCAUGGGAAAAUGGACAAUGAUGAGAAGCAUCAUAACCAAGAUAUGUGGCUGGACGGAAGGUGCAAAGUCAUAGUGGCAACAAACGCGUUCGGAAUGGGUAUCGACAAAUCCAACGUUCGUUUCGUCAUCCAUCACUCUUUGCCGAAGGAUCUUGAAAGCUACUAUCAAGAGACAGGCCGUGCAGGGAGAGACAGUAGUCCUGCCGAUUGUGUCCUAUUCUACUCGUACGGCGAUUACACGGCUGCCUUGAGCCAGAUCUACAAGGAGGACAAACCCGAGGACAGGAAGGAGUGGGCAAGAGAUAAACUGCGAAGGGUAAUGCAGUUUGCUGAAAACGACACCGAUUGUCGUCGGGCCCAGGUUCUCGGCUACUUCGGCGAAAACAACUUCGACCCACAGAAUUGCCACAACUUCUGCGACAACUGUCGUGAUGAGCACGGAAUCGAAGAACAGGAUGUGACUACAUCGGCUGUCAACAUCGUUCGGCUGGCGCAAGGCUUACUACGGAAUGGAGAUAUGACAAGAAAUCAAUUCGUAGACGUCAUCAAGGGGAGCAAAACCAAGUGGAUCAAGGAUCAAUGCCACGACCAACUUGAAUCCUUCGGGGUAGGCAGAGAUAUGCCGAAAGGACGUGUUGAGCGAAUAGUUGAUCACCUUGAGGUCGAGGGUAUUUUUGACCAGGUUCCUAAGAGAUCAAGCGAGUGGACCAACUCUUACAUGCAGCUUGGGCGUAACGCUCACACGUUCCUCGAACGGCCCUCAAGCCUUGUCAUGCGUUUCAGAGCCCUCUCUUCCGCCAAUGUUGCCACUUCCAAACGCCAGAAACGGGUGGUGACCGCUGGGAACGCGUCCACAGGGAACGCAGGCCGAAAGCGUAACAGAAAGGAGAAGGUUGUUCAGUACGACGAGGAUCCCAUCGAUUUAUAUCAGGACGACUCUGGUACCGCCGAGGUUUUCCAAGAGGAUGUCAUGGACAACGUUAUAGAAGUCUACAACCCGAUGGUAGGAAAUUCAAGGUUCAGGGACCCAGCUCAGAAAGCUGCAGGUGGAGAUUCAGAUGUUGAAGUGAUUGAGAAUUUCGAUCAUCCGGUUACCAACGUCGAUCCUUCGGAAUCGUGUCUGAAGGAGUUGCUACAAGUUCGCCAGAAGAUUGCCCUCGCUGAGAACCUUGAUCCUGAAGAGGUCCUCGAUGAUUAUGCGUUGAACAUGUUGAGCGCCAUCAUGCCCAACGAUCUUAACAGCUUCAACAACCAGCUGAGAGAUGCAGAGGUUGAUCCACAGGGUCUGAUCAAGGUGCAUAUACCACGACUUCUGACUGUGUGCAUAAAUCAUCAUGUUCAGCGAGAGUCGGGCCGUAACAACUCCUCGCAGUCGAAACCGCCUUCAGUCCUGAAUCUCCGUCAGCAAUUUGAGUAUCGCAGGUAG
Messenger RNA from Sparassis crispa, 3450 nucleotides. RefSeq lists its product with no specific name. The transcript is spliced from 14 exons. Gene Ontology annotation, biological process: DNA replication; double-strand break repair via homologous recombination. The record is from RefSeq and is a predicted model, not a curated record. The coding region runs from base 1 to 3450 and encodes 1149 amino acids. Gene Ontology annotation, molecular function: 3'-5' DNA helicase activity; ATP binding; four-way junction helicase activity. Gene Ontology annotation, cellular component: chromosome; cytoplasm; nucleus. NCBI's taxonomy places the organism in Eukaryota, Fungi, Basidiomycota, Agaricomycetes, Polyporales, Sparassidaceae.